Molecule: messenger RNA, 1389 nt
Organism: Psilocybe cubensis
Lineage: Eukaryota; Fungi; Basidiomycota; Agaricomycetes; Agaricales; Agrocybaceae
Exons: 9
Coding region: 1-1389 (462 amino acids)
Source: RefSeq, a predicted model, not a curated record
AUGUCUACACCAAACACUGACACGUAUUUUACGUCCACCCUGCGCAUGGUGGAUGAGACUCGGAGUCCAAUCUACACGCCUCCUUCAACUCCGACGCUUGAAAUAACAUCUAAUAUACGCCCAUCUGACGACGUGGCCGUAAGAGAUGGGAUUCUUGCGCUGAUGACACAUCAUGAUACACCCGAAAGUAAAUCGACGGUCAGGAUCAUUCGAUCUGCGUCUCAAAAGCUCGAGGGACAGGAAUCAGCUCUCAGCCCAAUCAUUGAUAAGAAUCAGGAAAGCGAAAGGGCCCCAGUUCCCUGCUCUGCACAGAAUAUUCAGCAGCAGCAUCGUGUAGCUGGACAUACCGCCGUUCCGGGAGACACUGUAAUCAGUGCCGCGCAAGUCGGAGAUUCUGCGGAGAUGUAUGCGUUGAGAUACGCGUAUGAAAACCGUCUUCACGCUGUCAGCCUUGACCUCCACCAAACAAGAGGAGAGUUGGAGGAUGUGAGGAUGAUGCUUGCUUCUUCUAUGCUUGAUUAUGACAAGAUGGUCACCGAAUACCACGAGGUAACGCAAGCAUCAAUCCUAGAGCGCCAACAGACCGAGGCCCUACUCGAACAAGCAAAGGUUGAGCUGACUACAAUUAAAGAAGCUUAUCGGCAGGGGGUGGAGCAUGCAUUUGCGGAACACUGGAGGUCCGAAGCGAAGAUUCAUAGCUUGGCAGUUGAGGUUGAAGAGGCAAGGAGGUUCAUCGCGGAGCAAGCUAAGAUCCAACAUGGACUUGACAUGCGCUUAAAGUCCGAGACUGUCUCUAGAGAGCAGACGGACAAGAAUAUCGACACAAUGCGAAGAUGCAUGGAAGAUAUCCUUGCUCAAGAAACACAACGGUUCUUAGAAGAACGUGCGACGGCGGCGACGGUCGGAGCCGUGAUCGAGGAACUCAGUACCCAGCUUGAUCAUGGGAAUUUUGGUAAAGCAGAAGAGCAUCACUUCGAGGUCAAGGCUCAAGGAACAGAACCACCGCAAGGGGCGGCCGUGCACUCGCAAAAUGGCUAUCAUACGGUGUUCCUCACACUUCGCAAUCUCAUUUUCCAUCUUCAAGAACUUUGCACGCAUAUGAGAGGAAAGGGUUUAAUCAUUGACUUCUUAGGUUCAUUGAUUUCUACCUUGAGGACACGAAACGUGGACGGCGCAGGGAACCUGGCCGAUAUGAGUGGUGUACAAACUGCGAGCGUACGAUUGUCUGACACGACUCUGUACAACCGCCGUGAGACCCUCUCAAAGGCGCAGCAGGAGAGAAACGAUGAACUGGCCCAACACAGAUUGACGAUUAAGUUGCCGUGCGCCGGGUUAAAGUCAAUAACUAAACCAUCCAGCAUCUCGGUCAAAGGAGAUGAGUUAAAGUGA